Eubalaena glacialis (North Atlantic right whale) is the source of this 1491-nucleotide messenger RNA. It is a transcript of the gene EVI2B, whose product is annotated as ecotropic viral integration site 2B. The record is from RefSeq and is a predicted model, not a curated record. Lineage: Eukaryota; Metazoa; Chordata; Mammalia; Artiodactyla; Balaenidae. Gene Ontology annotation, biological process: positive regulation of neutrophil differentiation; regulation of stem cell division. The transcript has a single exon. Bases 75 to 1430 code for a protein of 451 amino acids.
CAGAUAGUAAAUGAUAUCUAAUUGUCUUUCUCUCUUUUAUUAUAAAACUACUGGUAAAGAGGAAACAUUCUGAAAUGGAUCCCAAAUAUUUCACCAUAAUUUUGUUUUGUGGACAUCUGAACGAUACUUUUUUCUCAGAGACAGAAGCAACUACAACAGAGGAGCAACCACAGUCUACUUUACUUAGAUCAUCAAGGCCAUAUGUCUCGGCUAAUUCUCAAAGCACAACAGAGAAUUCUUCGGGUCAACCAACACAAUUCAACAACCUUUCUUCUGGACAACCAAUAACAACUGCCGAAGUUGCCGCUGGACAACCAACACCAGCUGUCUAUGUGUCUUCUGGGAAACCAGCAGCACAUACUUCUGCUGGACAACCACUUGCCUAUAAUGUCACCAGAAAACCAAAACCAAUGGCCAACACCUCCUCCCAAGGAACAGCACUACCUGUGUUCACCUCUGCCAGACAACGAUCAACAUCUGCCCAUUCUUCUACCAGACAACCACCACCAUCUGUCUAUACUCCCACUCAACAACCAUCAUCUACCCACACCUCCUCUAGAAAAUCAAUACCGCCAACUGCUCAUAAUCUAUCCAUACAACCAACACCAACUGUCAAAAGUUCACCUAGGAGUACACCAGGAUUCAACCUAGAAACUACCACUAAAAACAAGAGCCCACAGAAAACCAAUUCUAAUUCAACAGCGGUCAUAUUAAUUGGUUUAGUUCUGACUUCUAUGGUGGUAGCUAUAAUCAUGAUUGUAUUGUGGAAAUGCUUGCGAAAACCAGUGUUAAAUGAUCAAAAUUGGGCAGGUAGGUCUCCAUUUGCUGAUGGUGAAACCCCUGACGUAUGUCUGGAUAACAUUAGAGAAAAUGAAGUGUUCCCAAAACGUACAUCAAUUGUUUCACUUACAGCCUGGAAACCAAGCAAAAGCACACUUUUAGCAGAUGACUUAGAAAUUAAGUUGUUUGAAUCAAAUGAAAACAUUGAAGAUUCUAACACUCCCAAAACAGAGAAAAUAAAAGAUCAAGCAAAUGGUACAUCAGAAGAUAGUGCUGAUGGAUCAACAAUUGGCACUGCUGUUUCCUCUUCAGAUGAUGUAGAUCCGCCUCCACCACCUCCUCCCCUUCUUGAUUUGGAAGGACAGGAGAGUAACCAAUCUGACAGACCCACAGUGACAACUGUAUCUCCUCUUCCAAAUGAUUCCACCAAUCUCCCACCAUCUCUGGACUGCCUCAAUCAAGUCUGUGAAGAUCAUGAUUCUGAGUUCAAACAGUCAUUUCCACCUCCCCCUGACUCACUUAACUUGACCCUGCCUCUAGGAGAUUUUAUGACAAACCAGGAGAUCCAGUGUCAGCAGUUCCCUAGUCCUCCUGACUCUGAUCAAAAUCUCAAUGAAUCCCUGCCACCCCCACCUGCAGAACUGUUAUAACUACUACUUGCUUUUUAGCUGAUUUUCUAUUCUUCUCAAAGGACUCCAAUCUUUUGUUUUU